CAUACAUUUUUUUGCUUCAUAUACAUACGCCAUUGUAGUUUCACAACAACAGAGCAGCAUAUAAAAAAUGGCAUUAUAUUCAACCUUGUUUGUCGUAUUAUCAGUAAUAGUAACGAUGGUGUUAGCAGCAGGACAAGAAGAUGUAUUUGAAUGGCAACCUGAAAUACAUCACCAAUUCCGACCUGAUGAAAGUAUGCCUGCAACAUGGUUCUCACAACUCUUUUCUUUACUGGUACUUUCACCUUGGCUCAUUCUUGUGCUUGGCUGGAUGGUCAUUGGUAUUACUCCUAGUAAAGUCAUGUCUGGAUUAUCAAGUCAACGUGGUAUUUGGAUUCUCGCCUUUGUCAGCUCUUUGGCUGUGACAGAUUACUUGUUUUAUUUAUAUUGGACUCAAUGGAACAUCUUCAAAACAUUGACCUACGUAGCUGGUUGGAGCUUGGUCUUAUUCACUACUGGGCAACUCGCCUUAUCUUCAGUUCAACGUUAUAGACUUAGGGUGUAAAUAAUAAUGAUAAUAAAAAAUAUAUAUCUUUACUGGCAGCA
Messenger RNA from Halteromyces radiatus, 543 nucleotides. RefSeq names its product Oligosaccharyltransferase subunit Ribophorin II-domain-containing protein. Gene Ontology annotation, biological process: protein N-linked glycosylation. Lineage: Eukaryota; Fungi; Mucoromycota; Mucoromycetes; Mucorales; Cunninghamellaceae. The record is from RefSeq and is a predicted model, not a curated record. Bases 68 to 502 code for a protein of 144 amino acids. Gene Ontology annotation, cellular component: oligosaccharyltransferase complex; membrane. The transcript has 2 exons.